Messenger RNA from Diaporthe amygdali, 1203 nucleotides. RefSeq lists its product as uncharacterized. The coding region runs from base 1 to 1203 and encodes 400 amino acids. The record is from RefSeq and is a predicted model, not a curated record. Lineage: Eukaryota; Fungi; Ascomycota; Sordariomycetes; Diaporthales; Diaporthaceae. The transcript has 5 exons.
AUGUUCCCCGGAGAGGAAAGGGACCACGUGGUGCGUUAUGGCGGCGGCAGGACUCCCGCGACCAUUUUCCCUCGUCGUCCUGGGCUUCCUCUCUCCAUGAUCUGCGGUCUUACCCGGAGCCCUUGCACAAGCAGUGUCGACACACACGAGAAGCAAACCAUGACGCUUGUCCAGUUCCUCGACGAUAAUCUCGAGCAGAGCCUGCCUGUGCUGUGUGUUGCUCACUUAGGGGGAAACCAAGAUUGGAUCCAGCUUGUACGCCAUAUCAUCGUCCUGGAAAUUGACGUCGCACCGUCGAUCAAGGCGGCUGAAGCAUAUUGUCGGACUUUCAGCAUCUACGGCAAGAUGACAGUCGAUCACGUUGAUGAGCGAACUCCCCUUCUUCCCCCUGUCUUUGGAGUUGACAAAGAAGAGUUGGCCUAUCGACAUCGUUAUAGCUUUUUGCAGAGGCUCAAAAUUGCUUCGUUAGCGUCCGCUCUUGUCGUUGUGCUCUUCAAUUUGUUUUCCACGCCGCCUUCGCCUCAUGCCUCGCCUCCUAUCGACACGCUAGUCUGCUACUCCACUCUGAACACAUCAAGGGGCUACGCAAGCGCCGAAGCUCUGAGCAACAAUGUCUUGAACUUCUGCGACAAUGCUGCCAGAACCUUUCCUCAUAUCCAUUUUGACUGGAAGCAGUCCCAAACGUACUAUUUACACACGCCUGACCAGUACACGAUGACCGUGACAGUGUCAGAUCAGAAAAAAGGCUUCAACCAAUCUCAGUGCGUCGAAGCUAUGAGCGCCAUUAUCAACGACUGCGAUGUCGCCCUAAGAGACAUCAACCCGAUGAACUGGAAGCAAGGCGGCAAGCGCAUGCUACAGCAAGAUACGUACCAGAUUGAUAUUUUUCGCCAAAACAGGCCUUGGCCGCCCCCUACUGAGCCGAGACAGAGUUGUACGGGCUGGUAUAAAUUCAUUCUGCAGCAUUAUGAUAUAUACGGCGCUGGGUGGGCGAACCAUGACUGGGGGCAAAAGUCGCUUCUGCCGGCUAUUAAUCCGUGUUGUGGAUCGGGAAGCCUUACUGCGUGGAAUUUCAGAUACUUCGACCAGCCCGACGAGCACGGGUACGAGUACAGUGCGCAGCUGGCGGUCCAUGCGAUUCAUAUUGCGGUGGCAAUGGCUAACGCAAGCAACUCCGCCUUCUUGAAUGAGGGCAAGUCCUAA